ACAUCUAAGCUAACCACCAGACGUAACCCACCGAGGAAGGCCUUUUUUUUCCAGUUCACUCAUUGAGUAGUGGUCUCUUCGCUUUUCCACUAUUUUCUUCUUUCUUGUGAUGCUCUGUUUGCUUUUCUAUUCUUGUGGGUUCGAAGAAACAAGUGAGCUGCUGCUGUAGGAGAAAGUCUGUCUGAGCCGAUGGCUUCAACGCUGCUUUUGGUGGUUGUUUUUGUACUCGAUCUCAUUGCUUUUGCUCUGGCUGUUGCUGCUGAGCAAAGGAGGGCCGAGGGAAAGCCUCAUCAAGAUGCAAAAGGUGGCAGCCAUUGUAUUUAUGAUUCAGAUAUUGCUACCGGCUUGGGUGUCGGCUCAUUCCUUUUCCUCCUGGCCAGCCAACUCCUUAUAAUGGUUGCAAGUCGAUGCUUGUGCUGCGGGAAUGCUUUGAGACCCAGCAGCUCGAGGGCAAAGGCCAUCGCACUAUUCAUCACCUGCUGGGUGACAUUUAUAAUUGCUGAGGUUUGCUUGCUCGCGGGUUCGGUGAGGAAUGCCUACCACACCAAAUACAGGACUAAUGUAUGGUCAAAUCCUCCUUCUUGCAAAACCUUGAGAAAGGGAGUCUUUGGAUCCGGGGCGGCCUUCGUUGUCUUCACCGGCAUAUUGUCGGAGCUUUACUAUGUUUACUACUCCAGAGCCAAUGCUUUCCAGGCUAAUCGGGACACCGGAAUAAGGAUGGCAACCUACAAAUGACCCCCGCCGGAGAAGUGACUGACGUGUUCUUGCUGUUUAUAUUUUCCGGUGAUGUUUGUUUUAACUUCUUGACCAGCAUCAGCAUGCCGGCCGGAUUUCAUGUUACGGUUUAUACAGAAACAUGCUCUAAUAUGAUGGGUUCAUGACUCUCUGGAUUGCUUGUAACUUUGUUGUAUAGUGUUAGUUACUUCAAACUCUCAGACUAAAUGGAGGCUUUUUCUCGUCAUUUCUUA
Diospyros lotus (date-plum) is the source of this 968-nucleotide messenger RNA. RefSeq lists its product as uncharacterized. The record is from RefSeq and is a predicted model, not a curated record. Bases 190 to 735 code for a protein of 181 amino acids. The transcript has 3 exons. NCBI's taxonomy places the organism in Eukaryota, Viridiplantae, Streptophyta, Magnoliopsida, Ericales, Ebenaceae.